Messenger RNA from Perognathus longimembris pacificus (Pacific pocket mouse), 1677 nucleotides. It is a transcript of the gene Znrf4, whose product is annotated as zinc and ring finger 4. The record is from RefSeq and is a predicted model, not a curated record. Gene Ontology annotation, cellular component: cytoplasm. Lineage: Eukaryota; Metazoa; Chordata; Mammalia; Rodentia; Heteromyidae. Gene Ontology annotation, biological process: ubiquitin-dependent protein catabolic process; negative regulation of cell cycle. Gene Ontology annotation, molecular function: ubiquitin protein ligase activity.
AUGAAUCCCCAUGAUGAACGCAGCAGGCCAGGUGUGGACCAGAAAGGAGAAGAAAGCUCAGAAAGAAGGCCAUGGAUUUUCCUCCAAGGUCCUCACUUUCCUUCGCCCAUAGUAGGGGAUCUUGGUAACCUCCCCCCGCCCCCCGGGCUUGGGGAGAGUGGGGAUGGCCCAGGAACCCCAGCUCUGCAGUGGGGCUGCCAUCGCCCCGAUCCCACCCCCAAAGCUGUGUCUGGGAGAGACAGCCGAUUUGGGGCAGCUGGUGGUACAACUUCAACUCCUAGACUGUUCCCCGUGGAGUGCCCAAGGGCUCUCCCUUCCUUCACAAACCUGCAGCGCCUGUCGGGGAGCCCCGAAGCCGACGAGGAAGCAAGCCUGCAAAAGACCCACAGCUUACUUCCAGAAAACAGCAGAAAAAGAACAAGAAGCACAAGUGGGGGCCGCGACAGGCAAGGGCCACCCCCGGCCCCCCUGUGGCAGCUGUCCGCGUCCCUGCGCCGUCGCCCGCUCCCGCAGCCACGGCGCGCCGGGCGGCCCGGCGGGGCCCGCGGGCGGCGGGGCCCCGGGCGGGAGGCCGGGGCGCGGCCGGGGCCCGCGGCGGCGCUGCUGGUGCUGGCGCUGCUGCUGUCGGGCUCGGAGGCCGUGGUGCGCGCCGUGCUGUGGGGCAACUCCAGCUCGGUGGACUUCGCCGACCUGCCGGCGCUCUUCGGGGUCCCGCUGGCGCCCGAGGGCGUGCGCGGCUACCUGGUGGAGGCGCGGCCGGCCAACGCGUGCCAGCCGAUCGAGGGGCCCCGGCCGGGCAACGGCACGCUGGGCGCCAUCGCGCUCAUCCGCCGCUACGACUGCGCCUUCGACCUGAAGGUGCUGCACGCGCAGCGCGCCGGCUUCGAGGCGGCCAUCGUGCACAACGUGCGCUCCGACGGCCUGGUGCGCAUGGCGCCGGGCUACGAGGACCUGCGGCGCCAGAUCGCCAUCCCGGCCGUGUUCGUGGGCGAGGCGGCCUCGCAGGACCUGCGCGUGCUGCUGCGCUGCGACAAGUCGGCGCACGUGUGGCUGCUGCCCGAGUCGCCGGGCUUGCGCCGGGCCCCAGCGCGCCCCGCGCUGGCGCUGGCCUGGGCGCUGGGCCGCGCGCUCGCCCUGGCCGCGCCCGCGCUGCUGCUGGCGCGCCGCCUGUGGCUCCGCGCGGCCGCCGCCUGGUGCGCACGCGCGCCCGCCGCCCCCGCCCCCCCGCCGCCCGCGCACGCGCACAAGGCGCAGGUGCAGGUGUUCACGCGCCUGCGCGACCUGUGCGCCAUCUGCCUGGACGAGUACGAGGAGGGCGAACGCCUCAAGAUCCUGCCCUGCUCGCACGCCUACCACUGCCGCUGCAUCGACCCCUGGUUCGCGCUGGCCGCGCAGCGCGCAUGCCCCAUGUGCAAGCAAGUCGGUCGCCAGCACCCAGGACGGCUCCGACUCCGGCCGCCGACAGCCUGGCGGGCGACGAGGACCCCCGACGCCGCGCCCGCGCCCUCGCUGCCCGGACACCCGCCCCCCAUCUGGGCCAUCCAGGCCCAGCUGCGCUCGCGGAGGCUGCAGCUGCUCGCCCGGGCCGGCCCGCGGGCCCGCUGCAGCUCCACGUCCCUCGCCGUGGCCGACCAGCACGUGGCGUCCUCCCCGGACGGCUCCCCGCGGGCGUCCUGA